Messenger RNA from Limulus polyphemus (Atlantic horseshoe crab), 2577 nucleotides. Its product is annotated as growth hormone secretagogue receptor type 1-like. Gene Ontology annotation, cellular component: plasma membrane. The coding region runs from base 668 to 1864 and encodes 398 amino acids. Lineage: Eukaryota; Metazoa; Arthropoda; Merostomata; Xiphosura; Limulidae. The record is from RefSeq and is a predicted model, not a curated record. Gene Ontology annotation, biological process: G protein-coupled receptor signaling pathway. Gene Ontology annotation, molecular function: G protein-coupled receptor activity. The transcript has 3 exons.
GCAGUCGCAGUGAAAGUUGUUUAAUCUACGUUAUCUUAUAAAAACAAUUUCUUAGUCACGUUAAUCAACUUACUUGGAUAUAUAUAUAGUAAACGACACUAAUUGAUACUCGAACAACGAUUCUUGGCGUUUCUCAUUCAUUAACAUUAAACAGACUUCAAUUCAGGUACUACUGGUGAUCUUCGUGAAAGACAUGUUUGACCUGUAUUAGAAUAUCUUGCCAUCUGAGGAGCUGAAGGGUUUCACGGCUGAUCACCUCGACCUCCCGGAAUAGUCCGCUCCACAGGCGGAGCUUCUGACAGCGUCUUGCUUGUUGGAGUAAAAGGGGGAGGGGCAGGGAAUACAUCGACUUGGCUUGAGGAUAAGUGAACGAGCCAGAAGGCUGACACUUGAAGAACUUUCUUUCUCGCGUUAGCUACAGCGAUUGCAAGUGGAACGCGUGGCAGUGCUGAAAGAUCCGCUGCCAGUGUUGACAACUUACUCGUUCUCAUGUUUGUCGCUAAACAUGGGCAAGUGUUUAAAAUCUUCUGUAAACCACCAGAAAUCUGGAUAUUUCUUAAUUUAUAAGCACUUGGCGUUUAAUAGUUCUUGUAAUAAAAGAAAAAUCUCUAACAUGUUAACCAUAAUUUGAAGAAGACUAUUUUGUCCGUACCCUUUUUGCUGGAGCAUGACAUCAUUGUUUCCUGUCAACCUAACUGACUGCAUUCCCCUAAAUAGAAGCAUCGUUCUACCCAACAUUUCACAGUUUCUAAACUGUACUUUCUCGAGCGAUGUCGACAGUUUUCGACUGGAAUUUCCGGACUAUAUACGAACAGUAGCCACUGUUCUGUGUGCUGUAGUGCUAGCCGUAGGAACAAUAGGUAAUAUCUUAGUCCCCGUCGUUGUCUGUCGGACGAAAGACUUAAGAAACUCCACCAAUUUCUUUUUGAUCAACCUAAGUGUAGCUGAUUUACUGGUUUUACUGGUCUGUAUGCCCACCGUGUUGAUAGAGCUUCAUUCUAAGCCGGAGGUUUGGGUUCUUGGAAAAGGAAUGUGUAAAACUGUUCCUUUUGUGGAGCUGACGGUGGCUCAUGGGUCUAUCCUGACCAUCCUAGCCAUCAGCUUUGAACGUUACUACGCCAUCUGUAAACCGCUUAAAGCAGGAUAUAAGUGUACUAAGAUGAGAGCUCUAGUUAUAAUCGGGAUUGUAUGGGUGGUAUCUAUUCUUAUCACCAGCCCUAUCCUGGCUAUUGCUGAGUAUACAUUUGUUGAAUACGUAGACGGUUCAACCGUUCCUGUAUGUCUAACGUUAGUACAAACGUUUUGGCAGCGGAUGUACUUUAUCUCCAUUACUUCCGUAUUCUUUGGAAUUCCUUUCUUUAUUCUGGUCACUGUAUAUUCUUUCAUUGCGAAACACCUGAUGCUGGAUAGUGGAGUUGUAUCAUCAACAAUGGAACAGUCGCAGGCCAAAGCACGUCGCCAGGUUGUUAUGAUGCUGGUGGCCGUUGUCCUCAGUUUCUUCUUAUGUCUUCUUCCAUUUCGAGUGUUUACGGUGUGGAUAAUUGUGGCUGAUCCAAUGGAAGUUCAAAAGCUGGGGAUGGAAGUCUAUUACAAUCUUCUCUACUUCUGCCGGAUUAUGCUAUAUACCAACUCGGCUAUCAACCCUAUCCUUUACAACCUUAUAUCUUCCAAGUUUCGUGAUGCUUUUCUCAGGUCACUAGGAUGUAGAAAAAGUCGACGGCUUCUACGCCAGGUGACUUUUACUCCCACCUCCCUAACACUCCAGAGCAGUCUGAAGAGCCGUUCCAGCCACUCCAGUGGAACCUACAACACAGUGAUUCCACCUCGAACAUUCGGAGCCAAAGGUCUCAAUAAAAUCUUAUAAUAACAGUCGAGAAACCCACGAGAGUCAUACCACAACCGAAGUGACAGUUAUUAUCAAGAACCUGAGUAGAUUAGAAUAAAACCUAGAUUUCUAACUAUGAAAGCCUGGUACAGCAGUUUCUUAAAGUAGGCAUUAGGCCUCUUUGCUAUAUUACUUACAAAUUGAGUUUUUUAACAUAAGGUUUUAAUAUUAUGAUUUAACUACUCUGUUUUAGUCGUCAAAAAUCUUCAACUUUAAGAACCUAGACGUUUUGAUGAUAGUAAUUUAUAAGAUACUGGAUUUUAUUCGAUCAAAACUUGUAUCGUAUUCUACUCACAAAGCUGUUAACCUCUAGAGACAUGACCACAAUACUGUGAUUCCACAGGAUUCUAAACAAGAGGUCCCGGCGACACUUCAUGACCGCAAACAUUCCAACCAAAGGAAAUAACGAAAUUUCCAAAUGUGUAAUUUAUUUGGGAAAGAAACUGAAAUAAACAUAAAUUAUGUAAAACGAUCUCGGUUGACAGGUUUUGGAUCUCUUGACAUAAAAAAACAACUGUCCAUGAUCCUAGUAGGUCAUUAACAAGUAUAAGUAAUACGUUUUUGUAUUACUUAGAAAUACUCAAGAAAACCGAGGGUGUUCUUCCAGUCUUAUAUUUAUGAACAUAUUUAAUGUCAGAAAACAUUUCGUUAUAUAGUUCAGCAUCAGCAAGUUUAUUACAUUAUCUGUUUCC